AUGAAGCGAAUAGAGCUAUUUACAGACCUGUUUUCAAACAACGUUCGACACUUCCCAGUUGCUCAAAAUGGCGUUUCUACACAUGCGGAAAAGACUCUUGGAGCAAUCCCCUCUAGUGAUUUUAAGUCUGUGGGAGAUACUAUUGAAUUACCUCGACCUGUCAUAUCAAAACCGUACAAUUCACUUGAGCAAAACCCCUUCGUCAGAUUGGCAUCCACAUUUCUCAGAGGAGCGACCAGACAAGGAGACUCGGUAGGAAGCUCCAACAGCAUCUUGUCCACACGUUCUAAUCCAGAACCGCUAGACUUCGGCACUAUACGAGAUUUUUUGCCUGGAGCUAAUAACAACUUUGGCCUGAAGAAAGGUCCAGGUGAGGAAAUUUGCACGUUCGGUUCAUACAAUUCCUAAGG
Molecule: messenger RNA, 410 nt
Organism: Strongylus vulgaris
Lineage: Eukaryota; Metazoa; Nematoda; Chromadorea; Rhabditida; Strongylidae
Source: the annotation of a GenBank genome assembly